AUGGAUCGUAUAUCUCCGGACGAUGUGUCUUUGGACGUCCCUCGUCCUACGAUUGGCGUUCAGUGGGGUUCAUCAACACUAUCGCUCUCUACCUUAGAUGACCCGCGAUCCUCUUCCACACAGUCUUUGCUUCCUUCUCCAUCCGAAAACGAUGAUUCAGGACGCCGUAAACUACUAGUCAUCUAUAUACAUGGUUUUAUGGGCAACGAUGCCUCUUUUCAAUCCUUUCCCGCUCAUGUGCACAAGUACCUUAAACUCGCCUUAUCCGAGACCCAUACUGUCCAUUCUAAGAUUUACCCAAGAUAUAAAACUUACAAGGCUCUUGAUGUAGCCCGCGAUAACUUCAGUAGAUGGUUAGCCCCUCAUGAAUCUCCCACUACCGACGUGGUUCUUGUCGGCCAUUCUAUGGGAGGAUUAUUGGCUGCCGAUAUUGCUCUGAUGCCAUCUAGAAACCAGUACCAAAUGGGGUACUUUCUUCAUCGCAUCAUAGGGACAGUUAAUCUAGAUGCGCCCCUCCUCGGGUUACAUGCGAGUGUCGUUACAGCUGGUAUUGCCAGUCUAUUUCGGCCUAAAUCGGACACAGCAAACUUGCCCCAGGUGCCAAUGCCAGAAGAUGAAUCAGUCCUAUCCCUAUCUAACAUCAACUCGGCAAACACUUCGAUAUACUCGGAUCCAUCAAGCGCUUCCCAGUCCCCUGGACCGCAAGGGAUUCCAUAUGGUAUGACGUUCGAUCCAAAUUAUAAUCCAUCUUUCGUCAAUGAUGUCCCACUUCGGGAUAGGGGUUGGUGGAGAAACAUCGUCCACUUCGUCGAGAAGCAUAAUUCCGAAGGUCUGCUAGACGCUGUCAGUCAUCACCUCAUGUCGCAUCUGGAAUUCGGAAGCUGCCUCAUGGAUCUAAAUAACCUGAAGACUCGAUAUGAGAAUAUUCGUAGAUUGGAGGAUGUAGACGAUCUAAAAGAUCAUGGAUUCCCUCAUGUACCCCCACAAGUUCGCUUCAUUCAAUACUAUACUGUGUGCAACGGAUAUCCUAAGAAACCUAAAGAUCCAGGCUCCAAUAACAACUCAGAAGCCUUGGAGACCAUAUUAAAUACACGGUCGGCUCCCCCAGCACCGCAAAUCUCAGUCCAGGGUCACGAUCAUCCCUCAAGCCCGCAAGAUCUCGAUGCUGCCAACAAUAAUACUCUACUGCGAGAUUCUUUCGAUGGCAAUUCCGAAAGCCCAGAAUUGCAGUUACUUGCUCCUGAACCAAUGUCUGAAGAGCCACAACCGAUACCUGAAGCUAGCACAUUUGAUGAGCCCCUAAAAGACAUCAAGGAUAAGGUCCCAGAAAACGACAACGACACAAUCUCAACAACUGAUCUUACCGAUGCUGUGGCAUCUUUAAGUAUUGGUCUUCCUACAAUACCAGAACUUCCUGUUAGACCCGACCCGCCAGAUUUUAGCCAGUAUACAGAUAAGGAUGUACGGAAACAAGCUGAGAAGGAAGCCAAGCGGAUACAGAAAGAUUACGAUAAGCUCGUAAAGGACCAUGAUAAGGCUAUUAGGGAACGGCAGAAAAUCUACGACAAGAGGAAGAAGAAGAUGGCGCAAGAGACGGAGAAAAAGGCGAAGGAAGAACAGAAACGGCGAAAGAAAGAAGCAGCCGCCAUUGCUGCGUCGAGUUCCUCAACUUCAGACGACGGACCUUUUAGAAGCACUUCUUCCGCAGUCGCGCAGUCAGAAGAUCCCGAUAUGGCAUCGCCUCUAGCUAGUCCCUCGGCACAGUCACAGGGUAAGGCUAAGCCCCCAAAACCGCCAAAAGAACGUAAAUUUUGCAACGUUCCAAAGGUGGACGGCGUGGUCGAUCCGAAAUGGGUCAAGAUCUUCAUAAAAGACAUGGAUCAAGUCGCCGCGCACACGAGUCUAUUCUUCAGAGGCGACCACUACGAAAAACUUGUUGGCGACGUUGGCGAGACCAUUGUAGGCUGGGUCCAGCAUGAUAUGACAAAGAGGGCUAUUCUGGAGAUGGAAUAG
Daldinia childiae is the source of this 2013-nucleotide messenger RNA. RefSeq names its product Reticulocyte-binding protein 2 a-like protein. The coding region runs from base 1 to 2013 and encodes 670 amino acids. The transcript has 3 exons. The record is from RefSeq and is a predicted model, not a curated record. Lineage: Eukaryota; Fungi; Ascomycota; Sordariomycetes; Xylariales; Hypoxylaceae.